Messenger RNA from Lates calcarifer (barramundi perch), 3473 nucleotides. Its product is annotated as 5-hydroxytryptamine receptor 1. The coding region runs from base 348 to 1550 and encodes 400 amino acids. The transcript has 2 exons. NCBI's taxonomy places the organism in Eukaryota, Metazoa, Chordata, Actinopteri, Centropomidae. Gene Ontology annotation, cellular component: membrane. The record is from RefSeq and is a predicted model, not a curated record. Gene Ontology annotation, biological process: G protein-coupled receptor signaling pathway. Gene Ontology annotation, molecular function: G protein-coupled receptor activity.
UACUGUAUGUGACCUCUUGAGCAGGGGUACAGCAAGGUCAGACAACUCCACAUGCUCCUGAUUACAGGCUAAUCAACUGGCUACCUACCAUUCACCCAAUCAGUGCACAAAGGCAAAACGCCCUUGAAUUAAUUUAAACCAGAGGCCCACUUCAGCUCAUUUUUUACCAUCUGCAGCAUUUAUGACACCAGUUUAAAUCAUCAUUAUGUAGCAGAGGUGGAUGUUCUCUUGUGCUUACUCUGAGCUGCAAACACUGAUGUGGGCUAUAACUAAAGAGAUGGGCUUGUUAGGGUCUGUGAAUAAGGGAUAGUUAAUAUUUAAAAGCUGAAUGAGAGGACAGGAGGAAGAUGGAUAUUUCCACUCUCCGCAACGAGACAAUCCUGCACUAUGAGACUCACAUGGAAGCUAUAUUCCUCAUAUUCAACUGCACAGUCCUGACCCUGACAUUAGUCUUGGGUUCACCCGGGAACCUGUGGGUGUGUUGGGUUGUUUUCAGAACCAAAAGCCUGCAGACCUGCAACAACGCGCUGCUGGUCAGCUUAGCCGCCAGCGACCUCCUCAAGUGCUCCGUGGACACGCCGCUGCUGCUCUUCUCUUUCCUCCGCUACGGGAAGGACGGCCAGGUGUCGGUGCCCGUGUGCACCCUGCAGCAGUUCACCUACACCCUGUGCAGCUGCGUCCAGCUGCUCACGCUGGUCAGCAUCAGCGUGGAGCGCUUCCAAGCCAUCGCUUUCCCCUUUCAAACCGAGAGGAGGAAAGCGAGGGCCCGUUUCUGGAUCCCGUCCAUCUGGGCAAGCGGCCUCGUCCUGGCUGUAAUCUCUUUGACUCUUUCCAAGAAAGCGCUUUUUUACAUGCUCUGUCGUCCGCACACAGGGGGGCGCGGCGAGGAGCGGGUUCACUAUUCGGAUCCAUUUGGACCCUACGUGCUGGUGCCGGUGUGGGGGCUGUCUCUGACUUUGAUCGUUAUCCACUACGUGCGGAUAUUCAAAGUUGUGAGGCAGCACCGAAAGAAAGUGUUUCACCGGGGAAUCCAGCUGAGGCCCACGGUGUCGGAGCACGUUUGGGGCUGGACGGCUCAGCAAGGCUCUAUCAAGUCUUUGCCCCCCGUGGGCUCCGUCAGCCCGCUGCCUCCCCGCCGGACGGUGCUCCUGGUGGCCGAGGCCGGUGCUCCCUGCGCGGGCGCGUCCGCAGGGGGAGGCGCCCCGGCGAGACCUCCGGAGAUAGUCGGGGCAGUGUGCCUCCUGACACCUGGAGCCAGAGAGAGGGGGAAGAAACAGAUGGAGGGGAAAGUGGCUCAGCGCUUUGGGUACAUAAUCAUUGCCUUCACGCUUUUCUGGGUGCCCAUGGUGGUUAUUUUGCUAGUGAAUGUCAUCUCUUGGCAGGACACGGACAGAUUGCUGAUGGAGCUGGAAACAUCAGCCAUGGUUCUGACCUGCAUGCAGGCUGCAGUGGAUCCUCUCAUCUACACUUUAGUCACCAGGCAGUUUCGCUCCGAGCUCAGCAAGAUCCUCUCCUCCAUCCCGGGAUGUCCACUAAAACUGAGAACCUGAAGUUUUGGGUCACAGGGAUUGCACCUUGUGUUUUACACAGCCAGAGUGAUUUAGAGGCAGGUGAAGAAGAGAGCCCACAGAUUUUUGUAUUUGUGGCAGAUAUAGAUGUUUUAUCAGGCGUUUCACAGUCGGGACACAAGACAAGGUCAUACAUAAUAUCCAACACCUGACAAGAUACGCACAGCAGUAGUCUCAACAACGACAGGUGGCAUAGGAGGGCAAAGCAAAGAGUGAGAAGAAAAUCGACUUGAGCCCAGAAAAAAGACAAUCAAAGAAGAGUACAUAACAGAGAAAGAGAGACAAACACAAUCACAGACCUCUGUUUUUGUUGUUUGUGAAUAAAAAUGCAAUCCUUUUUGACACUUUGAGCGGAAAUAUGCUUACAUAAUAAUUCAAACUGUGUCAUUUUUAAAAGUGCAGCUGACACAAAAACAACCUGUCUGGAAACAGGGAAGCAGAAAAUAAAUCACGUUUAAUCACUGUCCUAGCAACAAAAACGAUACAGGGAACCUCACUUCUGCCAUUACCUAUGUCAUUAUCCUUGUUGUAGUUUCCCAUAGAUUCUAAAUGUCGGACUUGAUGCUGUGAAUAUGAAGUCAAUGUCUUUAACCCCCUUUUUAAAAAAUUACACUGAAAAAUCUCUGCCUGUCUGUGCUUGUCUUCUUUUUUUCCUUUUCUUCUUCUUUGCACAGUUAUAACUAAACACUAACACUGGAUCUAGGCAGCUGUUGUCACUGUGUACAGUACUAAAUUACCAGCAGUAGCACUAGGUCACUACUAGGAAUAUCAGAGGUAAAACACACCCUGUUCCAAGAAUAUUUUUGGCUUUCUUCGGGUUGACACUAACCUGGGAAUCAGAGAGAAUGAAAGAACAACAGAGGAGUCUAAGGGACCUUAGGGGUCUUGUGUAGUGAUGCACUGAUAUGGUACCAAUAUGCUAUAUAUUUCCACCCGUAUGGGCUGAUAUGAUGAUGAUAUGCGUUAACUGUAAGUCUUAGUACAAAUGCAUGUGUAAAACUGGUUAAGCUUUUCAGAUAUCUCCAUCUUAAGGUAAUUAAAUACUUUUUUUUAAAAAAAAGACCAUGAUACAUUUUGCUGCUAGUUUGACGGUUGUUUUAAAUACAGUCUACUUCUACAGGAAAUAAAAGCUACAUAUGGGCAGACAUAAUAUUAGACCAAUUGCAGUAUUGCUUUUGGAAUAUGCUCUUGGCUGAUAUGGACAGUUUGCUGAUAUAGUGGUUUAUAUCUAGCCCUAUCUGUGUGCUCUUGUUCAACCUUGUAUUUCAUCUAUGUGGAGCAGAAGUGGGUGCGUAGUGGGUACUCCCACCAGUGGUGUCAUCCACCUAAAUAAAGGCAGGUCUAACUGUCUGUGGAGCUGUUGGACUCAGAAUGACAUUCAAGAUGAAAAAGGCCAACGAAGAGGCAUUGGCUAGGUUAGCAGAGCUAAAAGGUCACUGUCCAUAGUUACAAAGGUCAACUUUGAUGGGAUUUGAUGAUGGGUAAUAUUAAAGUUACAGGGUGGAUCUGUGAGUCGAGAGAACAGACAGAAUAGCACGUUUUUUUUUUUUGUUUGUGUUUUUUUUUUUUUUUGUUUUGGUGACAGAGAUCUGUGGAUGGCUCGUCCAGUGUCCUCCGUGUCUCUGUGGUCACCGUUACAACAGACUCUUCCCUGCUUUAAGUUCUCCAGAAGAUAAAAUAAAUAAAAUCCUUUGAAACACCAAGGAGGACAAAAAGUACAUACACCAAGUUUCCUAACCACAUAGAGUACACAUACUCAACAACUUUGAAAAAUGCCCGCUGAGUCUGGGGGAGGGGUGAGGGGGAGAGAAAAAACGUUGACAGCUAUAAAGACUACUGAAAGCAUACUGUUGUUCACACAGGAGGUAGGGAUACAACAGGACAACAACGAAAGAGAGAGAGAGA